This is a messenger RNA of Glossina fuscipes, 941 nucleotides long. RefSeq lists its product as uncharacterized. The transcript is spliced from 2 exons. The record is from RefSeq and is a predicted model, not a curated record. NCBI's taxonomy places the organism in Eukaryota, Metazoa, Arthropoda, Insecta, Diptera, Glossinidae. The coding region runs from base 430 to 810 and encodes 126 amino acids.
UGUAUCCGAAAUUACAUUUGUGAAAUGUAACUGACAAGAAUUAAAAAUUUAGUAAGAGUAAGUACAAUUUUUUUUACCGUUGAGCUAAAUUAAGCAAAGGUAACCAAUGUGUACAUGUCCAGCAAAAUGUAUCGUAACUUCCUUUUAUGCUCGAUCAUGAAAGAGAAGAACAAUGACAAUGACGCAACGUAUAAGAAAGGAUCACCAUGAGACGGACAAGGAAGGCUCUGCGUGAUAUUUCUGACCUCCUGCUCCUCAAAACGAGUAAGUAAAUUGUUUCUAAUGUUUACAAACAACGUAUAAAUAUAUUUUAUAUCGUUGUAUGCAGAUUUAUGCAAAACUUCCGCGUUUGCAAGUCGAAUUUUCAUUACCUAUUGGGGAAAAUUGGUAUGAGUGGCGGUAUGAGGAGUACAUACUUACCGUGUUGGUAUGUAUGUUGCGCUGCGCGUUGUGGUGUUGCGCUUAGUCAUGACUUUAGAGUUGUUGGCUUCAGAAGCUUACCAAUGGGUGGCCUGCGGCUAUCAUACCAUAAGUGUUGCACAAAGCAUGUUGUCAACCGUUGUCUCAAAGGUGUUACAAGAUUUGGAAACAAAACUUCUGUAUCCACUUCUUCUACUUUUAUAUUUUCUUUUUUUCCGGUGGUGGAUACCGCCUGGAACAUUGGCUGACGACGCCUUAUCGAAGUUCGGCGAAUCCCCAAAGGAAAAUACAACGAAAUUCAUCCCAAAGUUCCCUUUGGGGGAAAGUGCACUGGUCGCUGGCAUAUUUUACAGGAAAAGCGGAAGAAGCGGUAUAGCUCAAAAGAACUGAGAAGAAUCGCAAACGUUUGUUUGCGUGAGAUCAUUUGAACUCUCCAGCAUUAUAGCAACCUAUGAAGAUGAUAGUAUUGAUGUUUCUGUGAAGGUACCGCAAUUAAGCCAGUUGGGUGCACAAGUUAAAGA